This is a messenger RNA of Papaver somniferum (opium poppy), 2061 nucleotides long. RefSeq lists its product as uncharacterized. The transcript has 4 exons. Lineage: Eukaryota; Viridiplantae; Streptophyta; Magnoliopsida; Ranunculales; Papaveraceae. The record is from RefSeq and is a predicted model, not a curated record. The coding region runs from base 199 to 1812 and encodes 537 amino acids.
CAUCAAAGCGCUCGGAAAAUAAAUUUACUAGUCCGAGGAAAGAACGUUAAGAACCCUUGCAUAAACCUUUUUCGUCGCUCUCAUUUUCUUGGUUUAUUAGGGAUAUCGAUCGCUAAUUCCCUUCGGAUUUCAGUAGGAAACAUUAUGAAAUAGGGUAGAAAAACUUAUUUCUUGAAUUCAAUCUCUUUAGAAGAAACGAUGGCUUUUGUAAUGGAGGAAGAAUUGAAACUUGAUAAACCCUUGAAUUAUGAAAUGGGUCUGGUGGAAGAACUGGAAAUUCCUAUUGCGAAGAAGAAUUGGUGCACAGAGUUGGAAACUCGAGUUUUAACGGUGGCAGAAGAAGAAGAAGAAAGUUCAAGUUUGAGAUGUCUAGAAUCCGGCGGAAAGACAGUUGUGGAUCCAGGAACUUUACAAGAUGAUGUUUCUUACGGCGACAAAGCUGGGAAGAGAGAAAUGAAUGAAGUUCAGAGUGAAAAUGGAUGGAAGAAAGAGAAGAUGGUCACCGACUCUUACCACCCAUCUCCACCGCAUACAGGUGUACAUGUUACAGGUCCAAUGACUAUCGACAGGCAACAUGAGCCUUCUCUAGGUACGAAAGAACGCAAGAAGAAUAGGGGUUCAGGGUCCAAUGUGGAAGUUGAAAACAAAGCAAGAAAGAAGAUAGAUUUUGAGACAGAAGAGAGGAAGGUAGCCCUCUUAGGGCUUAAUAGUGUAAAACCAGCAGACAUUAUUGAUAUCAGUGAUAGCGAGGAUGAAAAGGAGAUUAGUCCAACGCGUACUUGUGAGAUUGGAGGCAAAGAAAGGCUGAUUGAGGUGGACAAUGUAAAUGAUCCGACAUCCAAGAAGUGCUUAGAAAGACCAUUUUCUGACCAGAGAGGAGAGGAGUAUGAUGUCGGAUUUGAGGCGGAUAGUAUUCCAUUAUCUACUACACCAAAAAGGAAGAGGCGGUGGAGAGUUUCAAGUGAUAGUGAUAGUGAAGAGGAUGAUACAGUUCCAAUUAGUAAACUUUUUGGAAUUACUAUGCCCAAACACUCUCCAUCGAGUCCAUGUAAUAAGGAUGUUGCUGUCUCUCCUGAGGGUCCAAAUGUCGAAGAAUUAGUGACCCCUCUAAGGCGAAGACUGCUGUCACUGAGAGAGCGUGAAGAAAAGAAGAGUCGGGUUGAUGAAACAUCAAUUUAUGAAAAUACAUCUCCUAAUAAUGUGAAAACUGGCGCGUCAUCACAAGGAGAGUUUUGUGACGUAACUGCUGAGAGUGACGAGGAGUUAGUGGCAGAAGAGGCUGGUUCUGAGAGUGAGGGUGACAGUUUGGAUGAAUUUAUUGCAUCAGAUGGUGAUGGUGAUGGUGAAAUUUCUGAUAGUGGAGAUAGUUCUAGGGACGCAGAAGAUACGGUGGAUAGUGAUGUGGAUUUUGAUCAGAUUCUAGGAAUGAUAGAGAGGAGAAAAACUAAAGAUUCAAAAUGGAAAGAUGAGGGCUACAUGCUUUCUUCCUUCGGAAAGGAUCCUAUCCUCUGUAUGAAAGCUGUCUGUGCACUAUAUCGGCAGCAAACAGCUGAGGAAAAACUAAUGAAAGGCUCAGUGCAUCUCAAUAAGCGAGGGUUCAGCAAGUUUGAUGCGCACAGGGGAACCUAUUUAGCCGAGUUCCUGACAGAUGGUAGUCAAGAAGGUGAGUUGGUGAAAUCUGUCAAGGAGCUGGAGAUGUUCGAUUUUAAAGGACUUGAAGAUUGUCGAAAGUUAGCUAGUCGUUACUCAAAGCAAUUAUUCACCAUUUAUCAAAACAAAGAAGAUCCUUUAUUUGGUCCUUCUCAGGUUUAACAACCUGAGAUGGAAAUCAAAUGGUGUAACUUUUUUAUGGCUGUAAAGUAGAGAUGUACAGUAGGUCGCCCUAAUCUAAAAAUUUAUAUAAGUUAUUUUCUGGUAGACAUCGUUUUAGGGUGUGUUUAAGCAUGCUAUGAAGUUGGCUCGGUUGUGUUAUAUGUAUGUGGUUGAGCCAAGGGUGAUCUAUUGAAAAUGUUUUAGAAACUCCUCGCAGCCUACUCGCGAGAAAGGCUUUUAAGAGAUCAU